AUGUCCGAGGACGAGAUGAUCGCGACGCUGUCGUCCAUAUCCGGCGAGUCGGAUCUGGAGGCGUGUCGAGCGCGGCUCGCGGCGCACGGGUUCGACCUCGAGGCCGCGGUGAACGACGCGCUGGGUGUCUCCGCGCCGCCGCCGCCGCCGCCGCCGCCGCCGCCGUCGGGGCCGCGACGGCGACGCCGCGCGACGACGACGACGACGACGACGCGGCCGGUGCCGUUCCGGAGCAACAACGACGUCGUGGGCGGAAUCUUAUCGAUUCCGUUCCGCAUCGUCUUCGCCGUCGCGGGCGCCGCGUUGCGCGUCGCCGGGGGCGUCCUCUCCGCGGUGCUUCCCGCGUCGAUAACGCGCCGGGUCCGUGCGUUACCACCGGUCACGAUCGGCGGCGAGAUCGACGACCCGGUCGUCGCCGCGGCCGCGUUCAUCGCGGACUUCGACGACAAGUACGUCCGCGACGACGACGACGACGCGGGCGCGUCGUCGGCGCCGGCGUUUCUCCCGUGCUCGCACGCGGACGCGCUCCGAGAAGCCAAGCGCGCGAUCAAGUUCCUGUUCGUCUACCUCCACGCCCCGGAGCACGAGGACACGGACGAGUUCUGCGUCAAGACGCUGUGCGACGCGCGCGUGGUCGCGUUCCUCGAGGAGCACGCGUUAUCGUGGGGCGGCGACGUGACGACUUCGGACGCCUUUCGCCUCGCCGGCGUCGCCGGCGUCCGACCGAGCGCCUACCCGUACGUCGCGCUGCUCCAAAACGCCGAGGGCGCGAGCGGGCCGGAGCUCUUCAUGGCGUGCGAGGGCGCGAUCGACCCCGUCGGUCUUCUCGAGGUGAUGAUGACGGCGAUCGCGGAGCAGGGCGACGUCGUGGAAGCCGCGCGGGCGCGGCGGACGGAGGCGCGUUUUUUUUUUCGUUUCCGCGACGAAGCGCGGGACAUUCGCGCGGAGCAAGACGCGGCGUUUCUCGCGUCGUUGGAGGCGGACGCGAAGCGCGAGCGCGACGCCGCCGCCGCGAGGGAAGCGGAGGACGCGGCGAGGCGGACGCGGGAGGCGGAGGAGGCUGCCGCGGACGCGGCGCGGCUCGAGGAGGAGAGGAAAGAAACGGAGAGGCUCGCGACGUUGGCGCGUCGCCGCGAGGCCAAGGCGCGGACGCUGGUCGCCGAGGUCGCCGCGGACGCCGACGGCGCGUGCGUCGUCGCGGUGAAGCUGCCGAACGGGACGCGGCGAGAGCGCGCGUUUUCGUCGUCGCACGCGGUGUCCGACGUGUUCGACUUCGUGGACACGCUGGAGGAGGUGGACGGGAUGGAGUAUUCGCUCGUGAGUAAUUACCCGCGGCGGGUGUUUCAACGCGCGGCGGACGGCGGCGUGACGUUGCUCGACGGCGGUUUACACCCGCGCGCGAUGCUCAUGUAUCGGAGCGACGACUGA
This is a messenger RNA of Micromonas pusilla CCMP1545, 1428 nucleotides long. RefSeq lists its product as uncharacterized. The coding region runs from base 1 to 1428 and encodes 475 amino acids. Gene Ontology annotation, cellular component: endoplasmic reticulum. Lineage: Eukaryota; Viridiplantae; Chlorophyta; Mamiellophyceae; Mamiellales; Mamiellaceae. Gene Ontology annotation, molecular function: ubiquitin binding. The transcript is spliced from 3 exons. The record is from RefSeq and is a predicted model, not a curated record.